AUGCCUUUUCGAAAUGUUACAAAAAUUCAAUUUGGAACAUGGUUUCAUCGUGACAACGGUCGUGUCGAUGAGCCAAUAGAUCGUAAUAAAAUACGUGAAAAAGUACUUGCUCAUCUCAUUUCAAUGACUCUACAACUGAAAUAUCUUCUAGUUGAACAAUUCGAAUGGCUCUUACAUGUUGUUCAAUACGCAUUUGAUGAAUUAAGAAGGAAUGCAUUAGAUACUGUUCUAUAUGCUGAAUUUUGUCUUCCGAGUUGUCAUUAUGGUUUUAACAAAGCAAAUCAUAUUGGUAAACGUCUUGUGCCUUUUCUUAGUAGAUAUAUGCCUCAUUUACAAACAUUACGUCUUUGGCGAUCAGAUGAUUUUCCUUGGACAUCUAGGAACUCAACAUGUAAAUGUCUUUCAACAAGAUCUUUCUCAAUUGGUCGAGAAAUUAAAAGAAUUUACCUUUAUCGAUAUUUAUGGGGAAAUUCAUUACGAAAAAGUUGA
Molecule: messenger RNA, 489 nt
Organism: Rotaria sordida
Lineage: Eukaryota; Metazoa; Rotifera; Eurotatoria; Philodinida; Philodinidae
Source: the annotation of a GenBank genome assembly